Messenger RNA from Verticillium alfalfae VaMs.102, 300 nucleotides. RefSeq lists its product as hypothetical. The transcript has a single exon. NCBI's taxonomy places the organism in Eukaryota, Fungi, Ascomycota, Sordariomycetes, Glomerellales, Plectosphaerellaceae. Gene Ontology annotation, cellular component: kinetochore. Bases 1 to 300 code for a protein of 99 amino acids. The record is from RefSeq and is a predicted model, not a curated record.
AUGCGGCAUGAUCUGGAACAGAGCUUGUCACGACUGCCGACGUAUGAGGACGAAGACGAGGACGAGGACGACAAGAGGGCGCUGGGCAAGGGCAAGACGACGGUCUACGAAGUGGCCGACGACCUCGACGAGGAGGACCCAGAAUUGGACGAGUUCACGAUUCUCGAGCCCCCGGAAAGGCUGAAGCGGCUGGUGGCCUACAUGAGGGACGAGUUCAACUACUGCUUCUGGUGCAAAUUUAGAUACCCCGAUGAGACCAUGGACGGUUGUCCUGGGCUGACGGAAGAAGACCACGAUUAG